Molecule: messenger RNA, 1203 nt
Organism: Microthlaspi erraticum
Lineage: Eukaryota; Viridiplantae; Streptophyta; Magnoliopsida; Brassicales; Brassicaceae
Source: the annotation of a GenBank genome assembly
AUGAGAAAUCUUAAGCAGCACGUCACGCAGGAAAACCUAACCGUAUCCAUGUCGAAUAAACGAUGUUGUUCAAGCUCUGGAGGAGUAGGAUACUUUUAUAUGAUCCCUGUUGAUCUCCUCAUGAACAAUAUCUUGUCAAGAUUGUCGGUGAAGUCUAUGGGAAAGUGUCGAUGCGUAUCAAAACUCUGGUCGUCCAUAAUUCGCCGUCCUAAUUACCAGUUGUUCCCACAGACGAUCAAGUACUCUCCGAAUGAUAUACCAAAGCUCCUUUUCGCCAUCAAUCUGAAAAAAAAAUUGUACUACUUCUCUUCACCUCAUCCAGCUGAGAAUGACAAGUCAUCUCUUGUAGCCACCCUUCUUCAUACUCACACAGUGGCUUUCUUUCGAUUCUGUGGCUCUAUAAGCGGACUAGUCUGUGGUCAGAGUUGGGGAAAGAAAUAUACAGUGGCUGUGAUUUCUAAUCCAGUCACAGGAGAAUCUGUAACCACACCAAAAGUGAACUUGAAAACGCAUGACAUUGAGUCAAAGGUAAAAUUUUAUUUUGGGUAUGAUCCAAUCGAAAAACAGUACAAGGUCUUGCGUGUAACUUGGUUAAUCUACGAGACGUUUUCUACUCGGCAUUAUGUUCUCACGUUAGAGGCUGGAAAUCCCAAAUGGAGAAAGAUCCAAUGCUGCAAUGCUUACCAUCCUCUGAUUGAUGAUGGGAUAUGCAUCAAUGGUGUUGUGUACUAUACAGCCAAGAUCAAUGCGAAAACGCGUAUGAUUGUUUGCUUUGAUGUUAGGUCUGAGAAAUUUAGUUUUAUGGACGUUCAUCCAGACUUGGCGACAAAGAUUCGUAAAGGUUGGGUAUUGACAGAUUACAAGGGUAAAUUAGGUGCUAUUAUUAUUGAUGAUGAUGAUCGUAUUGAGAUGUGGGUUUUAGAGGAAGCCAAGAAACAUAAAUGGUCAAAGCAAACCUACCAAUUAAAUCCGAGCCGUCAUUUUUCUGUUGGAGUGAGAGUGACCGGUGGAGGGAAAAUUUUGUUUUGCCGAGAGUUUUUAAGAGAAGAUCGUUUGGACAUUUUUUACUACGAUCCCGAGAGGGACAGCAUUGAAAGAGUUGAAAUUGCAGGGUUUGAGAUUCCAGGAUCUGAAGUUCUUGAUACUACUAUGUGUGCAGUUCACACGUUUCCACACUACAUAGAGGAUGUGAAGCUUAUUUGA